Messenger RNA from Caenorhabditis auriculariae, 4780 nucleotides. The record is from the annotation of a GenBank genome assembly. Lineage: Eukaryota; Metazoa; Nematoda; Chromadorea; Rhabditida; Rhabditidae.
AUGGAUCAGAUAGAUUUACCGGAUGAACAAAUGGACAAGCUACGGCAGUUUCAAGUAAGAAUAUUUUCUUUUCUUUUUAUUUCAUGCACCUCAACUUUCAGGAGAUCACCAACAUCGACGACCUUCAGGUGGCCAUUUGCAAGUUGGCAUCACUCGACUGGAACGUCCAGAGAGCUAUCGAAGCUCAUUUGAUGCCUGAGCUAGACGAUAAUGAAGAACCAGUUAUUCUCGAAGCUCCUCCAUCACGACCUGCUCCUUCCAGUGCUCCGUAAGUAUUUCUUUGUUAUUUGAGGCUUGGAAAAAUUAGCUGAAGAGAGCCUUAAAUUUAAUCCUCUGAUCUUUUAGACAAAUGAAAGUUUUGACGUUUAUAGGAAAAAAGUUAAAGCAUCGAAAUUUUCUAACUUUUCAAUUUUAGUCAAAAAAAACUUUCAAAUGUUCAAACUGAGUAUCACUUUAUUGGUAAGUUUUGGCUAUGUGCUGGACACAUGUCUUGCGAUUUUGAAUAUUUGAAUAUGCAAAAAAAGAAUAUUUGAACAGCCGAAAAUUAUCAACGACAAAAAAGUGCUUUUUAAAAUUACAUUGUAAUUUUGGCUGUUUCAGAAAGAAAUGGUUAAAAUAAUUUUGAAAUGUCAGAAAUUGUCUUUAUUUGGGGGAACAGAAAAACAAAUUCUUCACUGAAAGAUUUAUUGCCGAGUUUCACAGAAGUUAUACGCAAAAUAUGAGCCGCAGACGUCCGCGGCAUAACGACAGAGCUCAAGCCCCUGAACCGGAGGUUCAGUUUUCCCAUUUGCACAACUAAUUUUGAAAGCUCUCAGCCUUUGCACUCAGCUUCUGUCGGUAUGAACUCCAACAAUUCGAACGAUCACGGCGCAGUCACGCGAACUAGUAAGUUAAUUCGUCGAUGGUAGGGAAGGAAUUUUGGGUUCCGGAAAAAUUCGUGAGCGUUACUUGUGCAUACACCAAUCUUGGAGGCUCGAAUCUUUGAAAAUUUGAAUCUUUGCAAACGAUUCUUGGGAAUAUUCACCUCUUUUUUGAAUCUCCAUCUUUUUUUCUUUCCUUCAUUUUUUCCUUUGUCGUUCUAUUGUGAGGAUGUCGUGUUUCGACCACAAAUGAACACUGUAUGAUUUUUUUCAAACUUUUUUAUCAAAUAAUGCGUCUUUCUCGCAUACACAUAGUCAAAUAUUCGCUGCAGAACGGCUACCACAUUUUCAUUCACUCUGUAUAUAUUCUCCAUCAACUUCUGUUAACAAAAACAUUGGAAACAUUAUAAAAAAUCAGAAAAUAGGUGAAUAUUCCCAAGAAUCGUUUGCAAAGAUUCAAAUUUUUAAAGAUUCGACCCUCCAAGAUUGGUGUAUGCACAAUUAACGCUCACGAAUAUCCGGGAACCCAAAAUUCCUUCCUACCAUCAAUUCGUCUGAUACACUUGUUUUUAGGCGAAAUAUUUGCCUGUUCCAGUUCUUGCAUGUAUUCUGAUUCUGAAGAAAACUUUUUUUCUGGGAGCACUGCGCAAAUUUGUAUCUUAAAAUUGUUUUUUGCAGGAACAACCCGCAACGCUUUUUCUGAAAGAGGGCCUUCAUCGUCCGCCAGAAAUGCGACGCCGCCCGAAGAAACCGCUGGAGACGAUGAAAUGCGCUCUGAUGAUGACGACAUGUACAUCGAUGACGGCCACGACAUGGAAGCAGAUGUCGUUGUGCGUACUGAAAUUCUUAAACUCGAUUCUUUUUUUUGUAAUCGUUUUCAUAUUUGAAUCAAUUAGAAUAUUUUCGGCUCGCAAUCAAAAUUCAAAAAUUAUUUUUGAUUGCAGUAGAGUUUUCCUUGCUGUGGUAGAUGAUGCGGUUUUCAAUUGCAAGAUUAUCUAUGGCUCUUCAAAAUUUAGUUAUCUUUUUUUCUCUGAUGGCUGUUUUGGAUUCCGCGGAAUUAAUUCGAACACCAAAAGAAUUUUGCACGUGCUCUAACAAUUUCAAGUAAUUGAAUCUUUUGGGCAUGCGCGCUCUAUUGCAAAUUCAAAAGGUGCCAACAUUUCACUUUUUUUUUCUUCCAAAUUGCUUAUUUUUUAGCAGUUAUGAGCUCCUAUUGGAACUUUUUUGAAAGCUUAUGGCCGUUUCAGUCGGCUAGUCGUCGUGUGGAAGGCCUUGUACCUCUGAUUCCUCUUGAUUCUUCGGAUGUCCAUGAGGCGUUGCAAAAUUUCGUUGCUGUUUUUGAAAACAGGUCCGUUUCAUCUUCUUUCUUAAAAUUUUUUUUUAUAUUGAUUAGUCAGGCCCAAAUUUCCCAAAUUUAUGUUGAUUCGAAGUACAUUUAUCUAAAAGACUUUUCACUUUCUCAUUUUUUCUUUUGUUUUCGUUUGAACUUCAUCAAUGUUUAUCUUUUAACUGAAAAACUGAUACAUUUUUGCUCUUCCUCGUUAUUAAUGAGAAUUAUUACAGAUAUCGUGCCUCAGGGAAUAUGCCACAUUUUUCUACGGAAUCGUUACCCGAUGCGAUACGAGCGGCUUUCGAUAAGCCAGAAAGGUUCCUUAUAUUCGAAAUUAUUUUUUUUUUGUUCGUAGGUCAUUAAUUUCAUUUGAUUUCAGUUCGGAUCGUCGGCCUCUCGCUAUUUACAUUCACAACGAAAAAAGCAUUGCGGCCAAUAUUUUCGUAACUCAAGUCCUCUGUACUGAGGUCAUUUCGUCGUUGCUUCGCCAUCAGUUUGUGCUCUGGCCAUGGGACGUCACUUAUGAGUACGUUUUUUUUUUUGCAUUCGUACUUUUUCUCAAUCAAUUUUCCAUUUCAUGCAUAUGUCUCGCAAGAAAACUUUUUUUUUCUUGUUUUUGAAGUUUAACUUCCGAUAAUUAAAAGUUUAUUUAAUUAAAAAAAAAUUUUUUUUUCGUUUAUCAACUAACAAGUUAUGAAACACGUAAAUCAAAACAAAGCUGCAAUCUAUCGAAAUAGUGAAAGUGAUAGGUUUUCACUUGGUUGGAAAAUUGUUUUGAUUUUAUUUCACCGAUCACGUCAAUCAUAAAAAUAAUUUUGAACUUCAGAAAAAGUUUCUUGCUUGUCAUGAUUUCCCAUAGCUGAGCGAGGAAAGUAAAGAAAAACUCAACUAAUUUUGUCUAAUUCAGGGAGAAUGCUAACAAGUUGCGCGAAUGGCUCGAGCUUACGCAUAUGUCUGACGUCAUCUCUUUUGAUAACUUCAAGUACGUACGCAGCGAGACUUUCCCCAUGAUUGCCGUGGUGGUUCGCGACAAGGGAUCUUUCAUCCCCGUUCAGAUGUGCUGCGGUUUGAAAUUUCUCUUCAUCCACCAAAUGAGCAAAAAGUUGAAGGAACGGACAGUAUGGAUAGUGUACUGUCAAAAUUGAUGUCUGGAAUCGAUGCCUACGAAGCGAUUCGAGUUCAGGAGCAGACCGAAAAGCGCGAAAGAGAGGAGCGCGAAGCUAUUCGGAAUCAGCAACAUGCUGAGUUCGUUUCAACGCUUUUAAUUGGACUUAUAUAGCUGAUUUGCAGGUACGAAGAGUCACUAGCGGCUGAUAAAGCAAGGAUGGAAGCGAAGAAACGAGAAGAAGAGGAGAAAAGGGCGAAAGAAGAAGAGGAACGCAGGAAAGAAGAAGCAGAAAAAAUAAGGUAUUAUCCAGAGACAUUUGAUCAAUUAUAUCUAUUGUAAUUUCCGUUUCCCAUAGAUUUGUAGCCUAAUCAGUCAAUUAGGGUCCAUUAUUAAUGAAGUCAAGUGUUAUCAUUCCAAUUAAUUUUUUGAAGCAUACAUGGGAAAGAGAGAAGAUAAUUGACUACAAUGCGAAUUAUUAACAAAUAAUUCUCCAAAGCUUUAUAUAGUUUUUGAAUUUCGCAAAGUUUUCUCGUUGGCUUUUCAAUUUUUACUUUUUUUUUUCCUUUUUUUGAUCUUUAUUUUGACUAUACUUACCCUUUUUUGUGUGCGGUGGCCAAAGUCAGUUCAUAACAAUCUUUUAUUUCGAUGGAAUUUCAAGAUUAAUGAAAUUCCAGACGAGAAACGCUGGCGAAAAAACUGCCGAGUGAGCCGACCGAGUCGGAGCAGGACGUGAUGCAGGUGAAGUUCCGGCUGCCGACAGGCGAGCAGACGAUGCGUCGCUUCCGCCGCAAAGAGCCGAUCCAGGUGAUGGUCGACUACCUGUCGUCCAAGGGCUUCUCGCCCGCUCUCUACAAGUACUUCAACUCGGAUUACCCCAAAAAAGAGGUUCAUAUUGUGUUUUUGAAUUUUCAACUAUAUUUUUAAACUAGGCUGUUAUUAAGAUUUUCGCUGAAUUUUUGAGAAAUUAAUGAUGAUGAUGAUGAUGAUGAAAUACUAACCAUAAAUAAAUACAGAACAUUAACUUUUGACCUUUUAGGAAUCCCAUGUAUCCUUUGUAAAAUCCUAUGCAUUUGAUCAGUGAAGAAGGAAAAAAAGUUCUAGCGAUCAGCGGAGUUUUAUAUAACUUAGUGAUCGCUCAACUAGUUUCUGGAACUUGUGAAAGCUCGCAUUUCAUGAGAAUCAUUGAGCAAAGGAGCAUUUCGAUAAAUUCAUCUCAUGGUUUUUUGGUGUCCAUGUUGUUUUUUAGAAAAUAGUAUCAAAAAGCAAAAACGUAUUAAUUAGUGCUAUUAACAGACUUCUCUGCGCAAGUAAGCCAUUGUAAAAUAUCUAAGAAAGCAAGCUACGGAAUUGAUUAUUAAAUCGACAUUAAUUUUUACGAACUUCAUCGACGCGUUACAGGUGAACUCUCACUUCGACCUCACCCAAUCAUUUUUUGACGCGAAAUGGCCUGCUCGAGAACAGAUCCACGUCGAAGAAAUUUGA